Messenger RNA from Ambispora leptoticha, 4128 nucleotides. NCBI's taxonomy places the organism in Eukaryota, Fungi, Glomeromycota, Glomeromycetes, Archaeosporales, Ambisporaceae. The record is from the annotation of a GenBank genome assembly.
AUGAGCAAUCUCUUAAACCCAAUAUUUGCAAGCGAACAAGAGACCUCUAAUGGCUCUUCGGCUACUAAUACACGUCGUCAGCCCCCAUUAAUGACGAGUAGCAUCUCAUUACUACCGCCCGAAGUUCUUAAUGCACGAGUUGAUUUUAGUAACCAGGGUCUAAGCGAUGCUGAAAUUCGUAAACGUGAAAGCGCAGCCGCAUUUUCGAAAUUCAAUUUUCAUCCUGUUCCUCCUGUUCGUCCUGUUCGUGCUAACAAUACUGUCAAGAGACGAUUGCUUCAUCCCAUAUCUCCGCAGAUCAAUAAUCCUAAUUAUAAUCAGUCAUCUUCGUCGCUGUCGCCCGGGCAUUCAUUAUUUAAUUCAGUGCCAAUAGAUCAAAUAGCUACGAGGAAUAGCAAACUCAAUCAAAUGUUUGCUACAUCAACGUCAAAUUCCCAAGAGCCAAUGAAACACCCUCCUUAUAAUUAUUCGUUAAAUUCAGGCAAGAAAUUUGAAUUAGCAUUGUAUUCGAGGGACAAUCUUGUCGUUAGUGCUCCAACUGGAGCAGGCAAAACCGUCAUUUUCGAACUUUCAAUGAUCAAUCUAUUAAUGCAGAACAUUGGAGCAAAAAUGGCGUUGUGCUCCGAACGUUCUCGUGACUGGCAAACAAAAUUCAAAACCAUUGGGGUGUCUUGCGGUGAAUUGACAGGAGACACGAAUCAGGCGCAUAUUAAUGAUAUAAAAAGAUGUGAUAUAAUUGUCACUACACCAGAAAAAUGGGACUCGAUGACGCGUCGUUGGAAAGAUCAUGGGCAAUUACUCGAGCUGUUGAAACUUUUUAUGAUAGAUGAGGUGCAUAUGCUGAAGGAAAAGCGAGGUGCUACUUUGGAGGCAGUCGUUAGUAGGAUGAAAACGAUGGGAAAUGAUAUUCGGUUCGUUGCGUUAUCAGCAACAGUACCAAAUGUCGAUGAUGUGGCAUCAUGGAUUGGUUCUAAUACGGGUCGAAGUGCCAAAGUAUUACAUUUUGGGGAGGAGUACCGUCCAGUGCGAUUGGUCCGUCAUGUUCUCUCUUUCCCGAUGGAAAAUUGCAAUGCUUAUAUGUUUGAUAAGAAAUUAGAUUACAAGUUCUUCUGUGCCACCAGAAAAUCUGCAGAAGCUGCUUGCAGCGCUCUUUUAAAACAAAUUCAGGAUUCUGGACAUAGACUCGCCAUAAAGCCGCACUCGAGAAUUAUCACAAACAAAGAUAAAAAACUACAAGACCUAUGCAAACAUGGUGUCGCUUACCAUCAUGCAGGACUUGAUACUGAAGACCGAAAACUCGUCGAAAGCACAACAUCUACAUUAGCGGUUGGGGUUAAUUUACCUGCACAUCUUGUUAUAAUUAAAUCGACUCUCACGUGGAAUAAUCAACAAUACGUUGAAUAUUCCGACCUGGAAAUACUUCAAAUGUUGGGUCGAGCUGGGCGACCUCAAUUUGAUGAUAGUGGUGUAGCCGUAAUAAUGACCAGCAACGAAAUGAAAGAUAAGUAUGAAAAUUUAGUAUCAGGGACUGAGCUGUUGGAAAGCAGUUUACAUGAGAAUUUGACCGAACAUCUGAAUGCGGAGAUUUCUUUGGGCACCAUUCAUCACAUCAAUGCAGCUAUGGCCUGGCUCAGGUCGACGUUUUUAUAUGUGCGAAUAAAAUCAAAUCCCACUUAUUAUAAGAUGAAUACAGAUGAGGGAGGGAGUGAACUGCAGCAUCAAGAUCAUCAAAAUUUCGAAAAACAACUUGAAGAGAUUUGUGCUAAAGAUCUGGACAUUUUGAAUGAUUCGGGUAUGAUUAUUCGCAGUGGCGACAAUUUGAAAAUAACUGAGUAUGGAGAGGCAAUGGCCAAAUAUUAUGUAAAAUACAAAACCAUGGAAGAGAUCGCCAAACUGCCAUCAAUGGCAUCGCUUUGUGACAUUCUCGAAAUGCUAUCUAAGGCAGCAGAGUUCUCUGAGCUUCGUUGUCAUCAGGGUGAAAAACAGGUAUUGAACAACCUUAAUAAGCAUCCGCAGAUUAGAUUCCCUCUCAAAGGAAAAGUUACUCGUGUCGAUCACAAAGUCUAUGUCAUGAUUCAGUGCACGUUGGGUCAUAUUGCUUUCUCGGAUCCUAAAAUGGGCUUUCAAAUGAAUAUAGAUGCGAAUAUAAUCUUUCAACACUGUCCUCGCAUAAUGAACUGCAUCGUCGAAUGCAUGGUCCAAAAACAAGAUGUGAUUACUCUACGUAACGCAAUAGAUUUAGCUCGUUGCUUGAGAGCAAAGACUUGGGAAAACUCUCCGUUUAUUUUGCGUCAGAUAGAUGGAAUUGGUCCACAAUAUGCUCGCCAUUUUGCGAAUGCUGGAAUACAGACAUUCGUUGAAUUAGAGAAAUGUGACCCAAGGCGGAUUGAAAUGAUAGUUAGUCGUAAUCCUCCUUUUGGAAACCAAAUUCACGAUGCAUUGGCUAGCAUACCAAGGUUCAAACUUGACAUAUCAAAGUAUUCCGAGUACAAUAAACCAACGGAAGUUGAACUUUUUGUUGAGAUUAGCACUAUUAAUCAGAAACUCAAGACCAACGAUAAUGGAAUGAAUAUGUUUUCUACGUUCUUGGCGGCGACAUCGGAUAAUAAGUUUGUGGACUAUCGCAGGUUUCCAGUAUUUAAGGCACAGCAAGGAUAUAAAUUUAGGUUUAAAGUGAAUAUUACUAAAGCUAAUCAACUGAUACAUUGUUCGGUAUUGCUGGAAGAUUAUGUUGGAUUGGACGUGUUGCAAAGAGUUGAUCCAGAGCUCGAUCCCACCAAACUGAAGUUUAAUAAUUCAAUUCCUGCGUUUCUCAGUCAAGGAUCAGUUGGGCCGCCCCCGAAUCAGGCGAUAUUUAACGAAACGAACAAUUUGUUUAGUAACAAUAAUAGCGAAGUAUUGAUGUUACGUGAUCAAAACAAUAUGAACAUCGAAUAUUCGAGUCAUAAUCAAGAUCAGAAUUUCGACCAAAUUGGCGGUGAUUCACAGGAUAUGGAAGUAAUGGAACUCGACAAUAAUACCAAUAGUAAUAACGACUAUAAUGAUUCUGACUUGCUACCUAAUGGUCGAUUCAAAUGUGCUCAUGAAUGCUGUAAAGUAGGCUGUAGGCACCGACCAAAGAAACGUAAACUCCAAUCCGCUUCAGCAAACACAUCAACGGAAAUUGUCAAUCCAGAAGAAAAGAAAGUCAGAUCAAAUAAUCAGAACCACGUGAUUCCGAUCUCCUCAUCAUCGACUAAUCUCAACCUUGUGUCGACUUUGCCAGUAGAUGAAGAGAUCAAUAAGAUGGACUAUGAUAAUACAACAGCAAAUCAGGGUUUGGUGACUUCAUCCAAAGAUGAGAAUGACGAACUUUUUGAUGAUUUCAACGACCAUUCGGAUAGCUUAAAUGAACAAUUUUUCACUUCGAAUGAUAAUAAUACAAAAUCAAUAUCUCAAGCAAGUCGGUCUGAUAACAACCCAUUCCAAACAAGCCAGUCUGAUAAUAUAUUUCAAGCGACUCAUGAAACAACUGCUGCUAAUCUCAAAAGAUCCACAAGUUCACUACCUGUUGAGCAAUCGCAUCCCACCAAUAUACCAAAUUUUUCAUCAUCAAAAAGUUUUUCAUUCUUUGAUACGAGACCACUUUCAAUAACAACCAUCACCACUCAAAACUCCUCGCAAAAGGAUCAUCAAAAUAAUCAACGGGAUAAUGAAACUGCUUCUAAUUCUCAUAUUAUUGACGAGUAUCAGAAAACUGCAUUAUAUUCUAAUGACACCAAAAAGCUGAGUGAACAACGACGCCCCGAGAUUACAAAUCUUGGUCAUGACGUGAAUCCGAUACCUUCUUCUGUCUCCGCCACACGUAAAGAGAAAUCUUUGGUAGACGAAUCUCCUAACAUUUCAAAUCCUCACGGUGGAUUUGAUGAUGAUUUCCUAACGUGGCUAAAUAGUAACACUGUGUCAUCGUCAACCGCAUUAUCACAGGGAGCGAAAACAACGGACAAGAGUCACAAGCAAAAUGAGAUUCCUAUCGAAAACAUGACCAAGGCAGAUGUACAAACAUCCUCCUCGUCAAGAUCCAUGAAUAAUAAUAAAUCAAGUGCCGUGGACGAUGUCCUCUCGAUAUUCGAAGAAAUUUUAUUCUAA